Drosophila subpulchrella is the source of this 8435-nucleotide messenger RNA. RefSeq names its product protein crumbs (gene crb). NCBI's taxonomy places the organism in Eukaryota, Metazoa, Arthropoda, Insecta, Diptera, Drosophilidae. The coding region runs from base 567 to 7421 and encodes 2284 amino acids. The record is from RefSeq and is a predicted model, not a curated record. Gene Ontology annotation, molecular function: calcium ion binding. Gene Ontology annotation, biological process: heterophilic cell-cell adhesion; establishment or maintenance of epithelial cell apical/basal polarity. Gene Ontology annotation, cellular component: protein-containing complex; plasma membrane. The transcript has 15 exons.
AAAAUUUAUCUUGCCGGUCGGACGUGUUUUUUUUGGUCGCUCCCGCUCGUAACGCUUUUUUCCCCCGUUUUGGCCAAUGUGUGAGCGCGCGCGCGUGUGUGUGCUGCUUGCAGUUCAAAAGGGCAGCAACAACAACAGCACACCUCUCUUUUAAGCCAGGUCUUCUGAGCGCGCGAGAGUGUGUGUGUGUGCUUGUGAGCGUGAUUUAGAAUCGUGGCCUGGGAAGAAAUGGCAAAUUAGUUGGCUCAAAGCGGAAUCUCUGUGCUCAAUAUUCAAAUUCAGGCUAGAAAGUGUCGCGUGCGAAAGUGUGCAAAUAAUACAGCUAGCGAAAAUAGAGAUAAAACUUUAAAAAAAACCUGUUCUAAGCCAAGUGCCGAUUGCACGCGCGAGUGUGUGUGUGGAUGUUUGUGUGGAGCAGAAAAGAAGAAAAGGAGAGAGAAAAGGGAGAAUGCAAUUAACAACAACAAGCUCAAUGAGUAUUAUUUGAAUAGAAAAGUAUAGUUGAAAAAGCCAAACGAAGCCCUUUCCAAUACGAAGCCACGAUUUGAGCCAACAAAUCAACGAUCAUGGCUAUAAUCGCGAAUGCGUCACCGCCACAACAGCAACAACAGCCAAGGCAGCAACAAAAACAGCGGCUAACAACAACAACAACAAAGGCAGCAGCGGCCACAACAACAGCGGCGUCAGCAGAAACAACAACAACAGCUAGAAGUCGAGACCGCACGAAAAGCGCAGCUCAAAUUACGUCGCAUUUGCUCAAGCGCGCCAUUUCAGUUUAUUCGUCGCCUCAAUGGAUAACGCUCUUCAUACUUAUUUACUUAGCAACAGAUGUCGCCUCAGUGGCGGUGCCAACGAAGGAGGCGUACUUUAAUGGCUCCACUUACCUCCGCCUGACCACGCCGAUGCCCAUUUGGGACCACUCGGCGAUUAGUUUCCGCUCGUGCCGCGGAGGGGAGAUCCUCGCCCAGCAGUACAACAAGAACUCCAUCGUAAUCUCAGUGCUCAAUGACUUUCUGCAAAUUUCCCUGGCGGGACCGGCGGUCCAUGGGCCCAACAACCGGCUGGAUGUCAAGUUGCCCUACCAACUGCUGGACAACCGCUGGCACACGCUGCAGUUCAAAUACGAGUACGGAAAUCUCUACCUGCAUGUGGAUCGUGCGGCAAGCAUAUUUGCCAACUCCACGUACAACAGUCAGUUCCUGACGAACCAGGACAUCGGCUACAAGGAUGCCAUCUUGAUACUGGGCAACUCCUUCUCUGGCUGUCUCCUGGACGGACCUGGUCUGCAGUUCGUGAACAACUCCACGGUGCAGAAUGUGGUCUUUGGCGUCUGCCCACUGACUCCGGGUCCCUGCAGCGAUCACGACCUGUUCACCCGACUGCCGGACAACUAUUGCCUGAAUGAUCCCUGCAUGGGCCAUGGAACCUGCUCGUCCAGUCCCGAGGGCUACGAAUGUCGGUGCACGGCCCGUUAUUCGGGAAAGAAUUGCCAGAAGGACAAUGGAUCACCGUGUGCCAAGAAUCCGUGUGAGAACGGUGGCUCCUGCCUGGAGAACUCUCGCGGAGAUUACCAGUGCUUCUGUGAUCCCAACCACAGUGGUCAGCACUGCGAGACGGAGGUGAAUAUUCAUCCACUCUGCCAGACCAAUCCCUGCCUGAACAAUGGAGCCUGCGUGGUCCUUGGAGGAAGUGGAGCGUUGGCCUGCGAGUGUCCCAAGGGAUAUGCGGGUGCCAGGUGCGAGGUGGACACGGAUGAGUGUGCCUCGCAGCCGUGCCAGAAUAAUGGGAGCUGCAUCGAUAGGAUCAAUGGAUUCAGCUGCGACUGCAGUGGCACCGGCUACUCGGGUGCCUUUUGCCAGACGAACGUGGAUGAGUGCGACAAGAAUCCGUGCCUGAAUGGCGGCAGAUGCUUCGAUACCUAUGGAUGGUACACCUGCCAGUGUCUGGAUGGCUGGGGCGGUGAGAUUUGCGAUCGACCCAUGACCUGUCAGACGCAGCAGUGUCUGAACGGAGGAACCUGCCUGGACAAGGCCAUCGGCUUCCAGUGCCUCUGUCCGCCGGAGUACACUGGGGAACUGUGCCAAAUUGCACCCAGCUGCGCCCAGCAGUGUCCCAUCGACUCGGAGUGCGUCGGCGGCAAGUGCGUGUGUAAGCCAGGCUCAUCGGGACCCAUUGGUCAUUGCCUGCCAACAACAACCACACCGACACCAGAACAAGAGCCAACAACAACGACAAGAACCACAGCAAUCCCUAUCCCAGCUAGUCCAAACACCCUAACAACAACAACCACCACCAAGAUACCACCAAUAACAACAGUUCGAGCAACGGUGGCAACAACCACGGCUAGCAAAAGACCACAACAACAACAACAACAACAUCAACUGCAAUCCAAUCCGAACACCCAACGCUCGGCCUCCCUGAAUGCAUGUCCCCAAGAAAACUGCUUGAACGGUGGCACCUGCCUGGGCUAUAGUGGCAAUUAUACCUGUACUUGUGCUAGUGGAUACACAGGUUACAACUGUCAAACGAGCACGGGCGAUGGAGCGUCUGCUUUGGCCCUGACCCCCAUCAACUGUAAUGCCACCAAUGGCAAGUGCCUGAAUGGAGGCACCUGCUCCAUGAACGGAACCCAUUGCUACUGUGCCGUAGGCUACUCCGGAGAUCGUUGCGAGAAGGCCGAAAGCUGCUCCCCACUCAACUGCCAGGAGCCGAUGGUAUGUGUCCAGAACCAGUGCCUCUGUCCGGAGAACAAGGUGUGCAACCAGUGCGCCACCCAACCCUGCCAGAAUGGAGGAGAAUGCGUGGAUCUACCAAAUGGAGAUUACGAGUGCAAGUGCACGCGAGGAUGGACUGGACGAACUUGUGGCAACGACGUCGACGAAUGCACCCUGCAUCCGAAGAUCUGCGGCAAUGGCAUCUGCAAGAACGAGAAGGGAUCGUACAAGUGCUAUUGCACACCCGGAUUCACCGGAGUCCACUGCGAUUCGGACGUGGACGAGUGUCUCAGUUUUCCCUGCCUCAACGGCGCCACGUGCCACAACAAGUUGUUUUUCUUUAAAUUCGGAAAGCAUCGGAUAUUGAGACAAAUCAAUGCCUACGAAUGUGUUUGCCAGCCAGGAUACGAGGGCGAGAACUGCGAAGUGGAUAUCGAUGAGUGCGGCAGUAAUCCCUGCUCGAACGGGUCCACAUGCAUCGACAAGAUCAACAAUUUCACCUGCAACUGCAUCCCGGGAAUGACGGGUCGCAUCUGUGACAUCGACAUAGACGACUGUGUGGGAGAUCCCUGUCUGAAUGGGGGCCAAUGCAUCGACCAGUUGGGUGGCUUCCGGUGCGAUUGCAGUGGCACAGGUUACGAGGGAGAGAAUUGUGAGCUGAACAUCGACGAAUGCCUCUCAAAUCCGUGCACAAAUGGAGCCAAGUGUCUGGAUAAGGUGAAGGACUACUUCUGCGAUUGCCACAGGGGCUACAAGGGCAAGAAUUGUGAAGAGGACAUUAACGAGUGCGAGAGUAAUCCCUGUCAGUACAAUGGAAAUUGUCUGGAGCGGUCCAAUAUGACGAUCUACCAGAUGAACCGGAUCAUGGAUCUGCCUAAGGUGUUUAGUCAGCCCUUCACUUUUGAGAAUGCCAGCGGAUAUGAGUGCGUCUGUGUGCCAGGCAUUAUUGGUAAAAACUGUGAGAUCAACAUAAACGAAUGCGAUAGCAAUCCCUGCAGCAAACAUGGAAGCUGUAACGAUGGGAUUGGCACCUAUACCUGCGAGUGUGAACCUGGAUUCGAGGGCACCCACUGCGAGAUCAACAUAGAUGAGUGCGAUCGCUAUAAUCCUUGCCAAAGAGGCACUUGUUAUGACCAGAUAGAUGAUUACGACUGCGACUGUGAUGCGAACUAUGGAGGAAAGAACUGUUCUGUUCUUCUUAAGGGUUGUGAAGAAAAUCCUUGUUUAAAUGGCGGCGCCUGCUUGCCCUACCUGGUCAACGAGGUAACCCACCUGUACAACUGCACCUGUGAGAACGGUUUCCAGGGUGAUAAAUGCGAGAAGACCACAACCCUUUCCAUGGUGGCUACCAGUUUGAUUUCGGUGACCACGGAACGCGAGGAGGGCUACGACAUUAAUCUGCAAUUCAGGACCACUCUACCAAAUGGAGUUUUGGCCUUUGGAACAACGGGCGAGAAGAAUGAGCCAGUUAGUUAUAUUCUGGAACUGAUCAACGGACGACUGAAUCUCCAUUCAUCGCUGCUGAACAAGUGGGAGGGAGUCUUCAUUGGCUCAAAGCUGAACGACAGCAACUGGCACAAGGUGUUUGUGGCCAUCAACACUUCGCAUUUAGUGCUUUCGGCCAACGACGAGCAGGCCAUCUUUCCGGUGGGCUCCUACGAGACUGCCAACAACAGUCAGCCCUCGUUCCCACGAACCUAUCUGGGCGGCACCAUUCCCAAUCUGAAGUCCUAUCUGCGCCACCUCACCCACCAGCCGUCAGCCUUUGUGGGCUGCAUGCAGGACAUUAUGGUCAAUGGGAAAUGGAUCUUUCCCGAUGAGCAGAGUGCUAAUGUUAGCUAUACCAAGCUGGAGAAUGUCCAGAGCGGAUGUCCACGCACGGAGCAAUGCAAACCGAACCCCUGCCAUUCGAAUGGGGAGUGCACGGAUCUGUGGCACACCUUCGCAUGCCAUUGUCCAAGACCCUUCUUCGGGCACACCUGUCAGCAUAAUAUGACUGCAGCCACUUUUGGCCACGAGAACACUACGCACUCGGCUGUGAUUGUGGAGACAACGGAUGUCGCCAGGCGGGCCAUUCGAUCUAUCCUGGACAUUUCCAUGUUCAUCCGAACCCGUGAGCCCACUGGUCAAGUCUUCUACUUGGGCACCGAUCCUCGCAAGGCCCCCACUAAAAAUAUUGGCGACUCUUAUGUGGCUGCCAAACUGCAUGGCGGCGAGCUGCUGGUGAAGAUGCAAUUUAGUGGCACACCGGAGGCCUACACCGUCGGUGGCCAGAAGCUGGACAACGGCUACAACCACCUGAUCGAGGUGGUGCGCAACCAGACGCUCGUGCAGGUCAAGCUCAAUGGUACCGAGUACUUCCGCAAGACGCUGUCGACGACGGGUCUGCUGGACGCACAGGUGCUCUAUUUGGGCGGACCUGCCCCCACACGCGAGUCCCUUCUGGGAGCGACCACGGAGCCGGGUUUUUCGGCAGUUCCGGGAGCAGGAGUACCCAUCGAGGACACCACGGUGCCCAAGGAAGCGGAUGACAGCAGGGACUACUUUAAGGGCAUUAUUCAGGACGUGAAGGUGAGCAAUGGCUCACUCAACUUGAUUGUGGAGAUGUAUUCGCUGAACGUCACGGACGUCCAAGUGAAUGCGAAGCCACUAGGCGCUGUGACCAUCGAUCGCGCCUCUGUGUUGCCCGGCGAGGUGUCCGAUGACCUGUGCCGGAAGAAUCCCUGCCGCCACAAUGCUGAGUGCAGGAACACAUGGAACGACUACAGCUGCAAGUGUCCCAAUGGCUACAAGGGCAAGGAUUGCCAGGAGAUCGAGUUCUGCCAACUGGUCACCUGUCCGGGCCAGAGCGUGUGCCAAAAUCUGGACGAUGGUUACGAGUGUCUGACCAACAUCACGUUUACGGGUCAGGAACGCUCCCCGCUAGCCUUCUUCUACUUCCAAGAGCCACCGCCAGAGGAGAUCGUGGGUGAAGCGGCUCCCAAGCAGACUCUUAAGCCGGUCAUCGAUAUAGCCUUCCGCACUCGUGCUGGCGGAACUCUUCUGUACAUCGACAAUGUGGACGGAUUCUUUGAGAUUGGUGUAAACGGAGGUCGAGUGACCAUCACCUGGAAGCUCAGCGCUUUACACUUCGGCGAGUCCGCUCGCUUCGAGAAGGAGAACACGGAUGGAGAGUGGAGUCGCAUUUACCUAAGGGCCCACAAUGGCAAACUAGAGGGCGGCUGGAAGGGCUGGGAAUCGAUGGUGGAUCCGGCGCCAGCCUUCUCCACGGAUAUUGACCAAGCCGCCUUUCAGUCAGUGAUCGCCUCCAGCACUCAGGUUUAUCUGGGUGGCAUGCCGGAAUCCCGGCAAGCUCGAGGUUCAACUCUGUCUGCCCAGCAGGGCUCCCAGUUCAAGGGCUGUGUGGGCGAGGCGAGGGUGGGUGAUCUUCUGCUGCCCUACUUCUCCAAUGCCGAGCUAUAUCCGCGCACCGAAAAUGUUUCAGUGCAGCUAAAGGCCCAAUUCCGACUGAACACCACGCGUCCGGAGGAGGGCUGCAUACUGUGCUUCCAGGCGGACUGCAAGAAUGCCGGCUUCUGCCAAGCUCCAUCCGAUGAGUACGCCUGCACCUGCCAGGCUGGAUUCGAGGGCGAUGAUUGCGGCACGGACAUCGACGAGUGCCUGAAUACAGAGUGCAUGAAUAAUGGAACCUGCAUCAACCAGGUGGCGGCCUUCUACUGCGAGUGCCAGCCAGGAUUCGAGGGUCAGCACUGCGAGCAGAACAUAGACGAGUGUGCGGAUCAGCCGUGCCACAAUGGUGGCAACUGCACGGAUCUGAUCGCCGCUUACUUGUGCGACUGUCCGGAGGAUUACACUGGUCCCCAGUGCGACGUGCUCAAGCAGAUGACUUGCGAGAACGAGCCGUGCAGGAACGGAUCCACCUGCCAGAAUGGAUUUAAUGCUUCGACUGGCAACAACUUCACCUGCACCUGCUUUCCCGGUUUCGAGGGCCCACUUUGUGACAUUCCCUUCUGUGAACUGACGCCCUGCGAUAAUGGUGGCCUCUGUCUGACUACAGGAGUGGCUCCCAUGUGCAAGUGCAGCCUGGGCUACACGGGUCGUCUGUGCGAGCAGGACAUCAACGAGUGCGAAUCGAAUCCCUGCCAGAACGGAGGCCAGUGCAAGGAUCUCGUUGGCAGGUACGAGUGCGAAUGUCAAGGCACCGGAUUCGAGGGCGUUCGCUGUGAAAACGACAUCGACGAGUGCAGCUUGGACCGCGAUUAUUGCGGCGGAUUGGGUCGGUGCUUCAACAAGCCCGGUUCCUUCCAGUGCAUCUGCCAGAAGCCCUAUUGCGGCGCCUACUGCAACUUCACGGAUCCCUGUAACGCCACGGAUCUCUGCUCCAACGGCGGUCGCUGCGUGGAGUCCUGUGGCGCCAAGCCAGACUACUACUGCGAGUGCACGGAAGGAUUCGCGGGCAAGAACUGCACGGCACCGAUCACGGCCAAGGAAGAUGGACCCUCGACGACAGACAUCGCAAUCAUUGUUAUUCCCGUGGUGGUGGUACUGCUGCUCAUCGCGGGAGCCCUGCUGGGCACCUUCCUGGUAAUGGCCAGGAACAAGCGGGCCACCAGGGGCACCUACAGCCCCAGCGCCCAGGAGUACUGCAACCCGAGGCUGGAAAUGGACAACGUGCUGAAGCCACCGCCGGAAGAGCGACUUAUUUAGUUUUCAGUUUUGAGUUUUGAGCAAGAGCGACGAUUAGCAAAGCAAACAAAAGAUAUUUUUAAAUCCGCCCAUAUACACCUAGCUGUAGGAGUAACGCAAUGUUUUGUACUAAGUUCGCCCCUAGUUACGGUUUACAUCUUAAGGUGCUCAAAGCAACAGCAGCAGCCAGGCUUCCACCUCGACUCGCCCCCGAAUCCCUGCCUACGCUUUAGUUAGUUAAUAAUGCCGUUGUCUAUUUAUUCUAGUAGUUUAGAUGACAGACGUACCGCCCUAUAGUCGUUAUGUAGUUACGUUCCGAUAGUUUAGAUUCAGUAUUCGAUUUCUCGUAUAUGUAAUCCUAAAGCUGCGAACAAAGUUGAGCUCCGACACCGAUUCACCCCCUCCACAUUCCGCAGGGAAGCCCUUCAAAUAUGUAUUGUACGAGUAUUUUUGUAAAUAGGAUUGUUUGCCGACUCUUAAACUAAAUUAGCUGAGCUAUAUACGAUAUCAAAAAAACCGAAAAUCCUAUAUGCCUAUAUAUACGCUAGUAUAUAUAUCAGUAAAUGUGGCCUUAUAACAAAAAAAAUGCAUAGUAACGAAAAGCAAUGACAACCAGAAAGAACUUGAGAAACUAUUGAUUAAGUAAAUCAAAUGAAAGACAUAUUUUGCUCUAGAAUUUCUAAGCGUAAACUUAAGAGACUGUACUAUAUAAUAAAUAUUAAAUAUUUCGACUUUUUCCAAUUGAUUGUCCAGUUAUUUGGCAUUAGAAUAUCUGGCUUACCCAGUUAAAGCCACGCCGUAGAUAGCAAUAAAAACUAAUCCAUCCUUUUUCCAAUUUGUAGCAGCUAUUGCUAAAUUUAUUCGUCAACUUUAGCAUGACGUGUACUUUAUGGUUUGAAUGCAAACAAAUCCGCAUGAACAACAAACUUUAGUUUUGUUUAUCAUUUCAGUGAGAGAGCUGCUAAUGACUAAUAUAAAAGUUAAUAAUUAUAAGCAAUAGGAUGAAUGCAAAUAAAAAUCAAGAUUAAAUAGGUA